This is a messenger RNA of Rhagoletis pomonella (apple maggot), 3937 nucleotides long. Its product is annotated as rho-related BTB domain-containing protein 1-like. Gene Ontology annotation, biological process: small GTPase-mediated signal transduction. Gene Ontology annotation, molecular function: protein binding; GTP binding; GTPase activity. The record is from RefSeq and is a predicted model, not a curated record. NCBI's taxonomy places the organism in Eukaryota, Metazoa, Arthropoda, Insecta, Diptera, Tephritidae.
UAAAUGAACAAAAGCGGUUACUUGAAAAUUAGCGAAUGAGGAGAGAUGAAGCCAGAGCCACUUAAAAUUUUCAUUUUCUCACACAGUGGAAAAGUCGGCUUGUGAAAUGUUAAAGCCAAAAAGUGUAUAAAUUUAAGAAGUAUAUCAAAAUAAAAAUGCAUUAGUGCAAGUAUUCUCAUGAAAAAAUGCAAUAUUAACUUUAAAAAAUUGGAUUGAAAGAGUGCAGGAAAAAAUAAAUUGAUGCAAAUUUAGCUGCAAUGUGAACAAGAAAAAAGUUAUUGGAGCAUAGUAGAAUAGCGAAAGAAAUCUAUGCACUGCAAGAACAGAAGUACAAUAACGCAAAUAAAUACAUAUCUUUGCUAAUUACUCAACUACUUUGUAAGUGCAUACGUACAUACGUACGUUCGUCGUCGUCAUCCUGCCUGCCCAUUAUUAGCCUGCCUGCAAUUACAAAAUAAAAAUAAAAACAGAAAUACAAAAAAAAGGAGAAAAAUCUGUUAUAAAUAGUAGUCAAAUAACUACUCAGCCAACGACAAAAGCAACAACAUCCGACUUAGAAGCGCUUCAAUCAAUUCAAUUCAGCCAUCAAUUCAUCUAUUCAUAGCCGUAUUCUACUUGGACGAGUACACGUUUAAAUAGUGUGCGUGCGCGCCUAGUGCUGGCUGUCUAACUCAUUUGCCUACGCAAAUACUUGUAGUAAGUAGCAUUCGCGGCUACCCUUUCAACUCACUCGCUUUUUUGUGACCUUCAUAUCGCAAAAACUUUGGCAUUUAUUGCCAUUAGCCAGCUUCUUUGUCCACAGUUCGUCGUUAAACGUGCAAUGGCAACAUGGAUAACGAGCAGCCUCAUCAGGAAUUAGUAAAGUGUGUUUUGGUCGGUGAUACUGCCGUGGGGAAGACACGUUUAAUUUGCGCACGCGCAUGCAAUAAGCAUGUUUCGCUGUCACAGCUGCUAUCGACACAUGUGCCUACAGUGUGGGCCAUCGAUCAGUAUCGAAUCUAUAAGGAUGUGCUUGAGCGCUCCUGGGAGGUAGUGGAUGGUGUAAAUGUCUCGUUACGACUCUGGGAUACAUUUGGUGAUCAUGACAAGGACCGAAGAUUCGCUUAUGGACGGUCAGAUGUCGUACUGCUAUGCUUCUCCAUUGCCAGCCCAAUAUCGUUACGCAAUUGUAAGGCUAUGUGGUAUCCGGAAAUACGCCGUUUCUGUCCAGACGUACCCGUCAUAUUGGUAGGAUGUAAAAAUGAUUUACGUUAUAUGUAUCGCGACGAAACAUAUUUAUCGUACUUUGGCGAGCGAAGCACCUUCGUGCGUGCUGCGCUGAAAAGUGACCUCGUCAUGCCCGAUGAGGCACGUGCCGUUGCCAAGGAGCUGGGCGUCGCCUAUUACGAGACCAGCGUCUUCACCUACUUCGGUGUGAAUGAAGUAUUCGAAAAUGCCAUACGUUCGGCGUUGAUUGCGCGCCGACAGCAACGUUUCUGGAUGACAAAUUUGAAAAAAGUACAAAAACCGUUGCUGCAGGCACCAUUCCGACCGCCCAAACCGCCACCACCAGAAGUCACCGUUGUGGUGGGCAAUUACAGACAAGACAUGUAUAACAUGUUAAUUUCACAAACACACACGGAUCUCAUACUGGUGGUGGGUACAAGUAAAUUUCCGGUACAUCGGUUUAUGUUGGCGGCUGCGUCGAACGUCUUCUAUAGGCUAUUGAAUACGGAAUUAACGGAUAUGGGUGGUAGGAGCAGUAGUGAAUCGAGUAUGGUGAGUUCUACCUUCGGCGAAGCUACCACAGCGGAUUUCAAUGAUGAUACUGAGUGCUUGAUAAGGCAUGAAUCGCGAACACAGAGAAUGUGGGAACAGCUGAAGCGUCGCUCAAGCUAUCAGGCCUUACCGCUAAUCGAAACCAAAAGGCCCAGUGAUCUCUAUAAGGACCUGCAUCAUCCCAUUUUCCAAAAUAUACGCUUAAUACAGAUGGAAAAUACGCGUGGCAUUAAUGUAACACAAACAAUUGUCACAUUAACCAAGCUGAUAACACCGCCAGCGCUGCAACAGUGUCUGCAAUUCAUCUAUACCGGCACAAUUGAAAGGGAAUUUCACAAUUUGCAGGAAAUUAAACAAGCUGCUGAUUUCUUAGAACUGCCUCAAUUGACUUUAUUACUUUCCAAGCCACAAACACUUUUAGCCAGUCUAAACGAUGAACCCAAUCAACAUUUAUGCUUUAGCAUUAAAGAGAAUAUGGAGAAACAUUGCAUUGGCGAUGGUUGCUUCAGCGAUGUCACUUUCGAGUUGGACGAUGGUCAAAUGAAGGCCCAUCGUGCCAUUUUAGUUGCACGCUGUGAUGUUAUGCGCGCCAUGUUGGCUGGCGACUUUCGUGAGGCGCACUCAAGUGUGAUCGUCUUUCCCGGUGUCACCAUUUAUACAUUUCAUAAGUUGCUCUGCUAUUUGUACACAGAUGAAAUACCUCCAAUUUCCGCAGAUAAAUGCUUAAACCUUCUAGAAUUGGCUAAUCGUUUAUGUUUGCCACGACUAUUGAAUCUGGUGGAAUGUCGUGUAAUUGAAGACUUAACAAUGAUUUCGCAGAAUGAAACAAAUGAAACGGUCGAUCAUUGUCUAAAGCUGCUGGAGCCAGUGAAGCUACACAACGCUCACCAAUUGGCCGAAUGGUGUAUGUCAUAUCUGUGUGUCAAUUACAAUAUUAUUUGUAAAUUCUCGCUCAAAGGCCUCAAAGCACUGCAUCAGGAUAAUCAAGAAUACCUGCGUGAACAUCGUUGGCCACCAGUGUGGUAUUUAAAGGAUUAUGAUUACUAUCAACGCUGCAUAAAUGAAAUGAAUAAAGAGCUAAAGAAUUCACGGCGCGAUUCGCGUAGUGAUGAUGAAGGUUGCCUCUGCUUUACUGGGGGCAGCAGCAGCGCUGGUAAAUCAAAGCGUGGCAACGAUCCCAAUGGCAAUGGUGGUAGUAGUACCAAUGAGCAUAGCACAACAGAUAAUCAAAUUUUCAAUAGCACAGCGAAUUCAAUGAAUCACAUUGACCUCGAGGCGGCUGAGGUAGAUUUGAAUCUCUGACAUCCAGCCAUCGGGCAAAGAAGAUCACUGCGUUUCAUAGUGAUUUUGCCCGUGCUGAUUUGUUUCAUUUGUACAAUUUUAAGUAUUUUAAUACUUUUUCAAAUUUAUACAUAACAAUACCAAAAUUGUUAUAGCCAGCAUUCAGAAAAUGCUUACGACGGCCUUAUAAGGCACAAAAGUCAGCAGCAAGAGCAACGGCAACAGCAACAACAACACGAACAUGAGCAAUUCGUCAGCGUGCAAGAAGCAGCGGAAGUUAAAGGAACUAUUUAAAAAUUAACAACAUCUCAAAUGCUCAAUUAAAAAAAAAAACUCAAUAAAACCAAAUCAACCCAAGACAAGCAGUUUUACAAAUCUAUCAAAUUUUUGACCAAAUAAAAUCACAUUCAAUUCAUUUUCAGACAAUGAGCUCUUUUACAUCCACGCUGUCAAAACGGCUAAUACCAAACAAUUUUCACAAAUUGUAUGCAAUAUUUAAUCAAUUAACAAAAAACACCAGCAAAAUGUAUGAGCAAUAUAGUAAAUGUCUACAAACAACAAAUUAUAAACAACACGAAAGCAUAAGCGUACAUAUUUGCAAAACUUAAAAUCAGCAAUAGUUGAGAAUUCUGAAUGUACACCAAUAAAAAUAGUAAAAAAAACCGUAAAUGGGGCAAAAAAAAAUGGAAAUUUGGAUAAGCGCUAAAAAUAGGGAAACUAUUGUCUAGCCAUUAGUCAUAUAAGCGAUACACAAAUAUUUAAGCGGGCAAAGUAAUACACACAUACAUAAAUACAACAUUCUUAGAUGAAAACAUAUUGAGUAAAAACAAAAAUGCGAAUUAUAAUUGUAAUGCAUAGCGUAGAAAUUGAAAAUGGCAACAAACAAUAUUUCAAAAAA